Molecule: messenger RNA, 639 nt
Organism: Caenorhabditis remanei
Lineage: Eukaryota; Metazoa; Nematoda; Chromadorea; Rhabditida; Rhabditidae
Exons: 5
Coding region: 1-639 (212 amino acids)
Biological process (GO): sensory perception of chemical stimulus
Cellular component (GO): membrane
Molecular function (GO): transmembrane signaling receptor activity
Source: RefSeq, a predicted model, not a curated record
AUGGCAUUUGUUCAGUAUGGAGUUGCUUUGUUGAUAGCACUAAACAGGAUGACAAUAAUAAUCAAGAUGAACUUUUUUGCAGAAAAAUGGCUGAAAUACGGUCGGGUGCUAAUGAUUCUAGUCGUCUUUGUCCCCUCAAUUGCAACGUUUCCAUUCUUUUUCAACGAGGUUUACUUUAAAUAUAUCGAAUCAGGAGAUAGAUAUCAACUAACAUCUGACUACAACAUCUCCAGUUUAUUCACCAUCGUAUUCCUUGUCUUGUGUAUCGUAACUGUCCUUGCAUCUGUCUUCAACGCGAUGACACUUAUAAUGAUAAAAAGACUGGUUCUCUUACCUAAGAAUCUAGACUAUCAGUACUUCCUGGUAUCAGUUUGCUCAACUGUCGUUCUAAUCAUUGGAACAGGAAUCACAUUUUCUAUGAGAAUUGCCGAGAAGAAUUCAUAUCUUUAUAAUGUCACAAAUGCAUUGCUCCCAUUUGUCACCGAUCUACUUUCGCUUCAUCAGCCCUUCGUGUUAAUGAUCUUCUCUCCCCGGAUUCGUGAGGUUGUUCUGGGUAUGGUAUGUCGUAUUGUAUGUUGUGACUGUUGCAAAGAUCCUCCCACCAAGACGGUCGCAAACAAUACAUCGGGAAUCACCUAA